CCUUGUCUGCCUUUCCCCCACCUCUUCACUAGAAACAUUUUGAUCCAAAAUCACACGGAAACCCUACACAACUGGCGCAAAAACAAACCAAUACAACACUUAAGCAACGUAUCCAAAUGGAAUAACUAAGAACUGCACAGAAAGAUAACGAGGGAGAGCUUUGCAGUCACUCCUCUCAAAAUCAAAUAAACCCUAAACGUCUAUCUCUGCUGCACUGAAAAGCACCCACCUCAACUCAACCUGAGCCUACCGCCUGACUCACCUAAACCCAACCAGCCAGUAUGUUCCAGUGUCCGGGUAACCCAAUGUCCAGCGCUGCUGCCAGCCCCAUGCAGCAGCUGUCUCAGCCCCAGCCAGGGUACAGCAUCCCCUGUGCCUCGAGUCCCCUGCCCUCUGAGAGCGCCAGUCACCCUCUCCGGAGCUCAGCCCUGCCCUUGGGCUCAGCCACUCCCUUCAGCCCCACCUCCACAGUAUCUAACAUGGCAAACCCUAAAGAGAAGACCCCCAUGUGUCUGGUGAAUGAGUUAGCCCGUUUCAAUAAGAUCCAACCUGAGUAUAAGCUGCUCUGUGAGCAAGGACCAGCUCACUCCAAGAUCUUCUCAGUGCGAUUAUCACUAGGGGAUCAGCACUGGGAGGCAGAGGGGACCAGCAUAAAGAAGGCCCAGCACUCUGCAGCUGCCACAGCCUUGGCCCAGACCACAAUGCCCAAACCUAGCAUGAGGAACAAUACCCGCAACAACACAGACUGCAUGACGCAAACGGUGGAGCUGAAUUCCCUCUGUAUGAAGCUAGGGAUGAAGCCUAUGUACAAGCCCAUAGACCCUUACCCCGGGAUGAGACCACCCAGCUUCAACUACAACAUCAGGGCCCCGGGGCCUUACCAACGCUCCAUGCAACAGUACUACUACCCGUUUCCCCCGGUGGGGCCGGUGCUGUACCACAUGGAGCUGAACAUCGGGGGCCAGCAGUUCCACGGAAAGGGGCGUACGCGGCAGCUCGCCAAACACGACGCUGCCUCCAAGGCCCUGAAGACUCUGCAGAAGGAGCCCAUACUGCUGCAGCAGCUGCCUGAGAUGAAUGGAGAAGACACUGAAGAGAACCUCAAUAAAUCAGAAAUCAGCCAGGUGUUUGAGAUCGCACUGAAGAGGAACAUGCCUGUCAACUUUGAGGUUCUGAAGGAGGCAGGUCCUCCCCAUAUGAAGAGCUUCAUGGUGCGUGUGGCAGUGGGGGAGUUUUGUGGUGAGGGCGAGGGCAAGAGUAAGAAGAUCGCAAAGAAGCUGGCAGCUACAGCCGUGCUGGAGGAACUGAGGAGACUGCCCCAGCUGAUCCCCUGUGUGGAAAAGAUGCAGCCAGUACGCAUCAAGAAGAAGACCAAGUCCAUCAUUAAGCUGCAGACCAGUCCAGAAUAUGGGCAGGGCAUGAACCCCAUCAGCAGACUGGCUCAGAUCCAGCAGGCUAAGAAAGAGAAGGAACCAGAGUACAACAUGCUGACAGAGAGGGGGCUGCCCAGACGCAGGGAGUUUGUUAUGCAGGUGAUGGUGUGUGGUCAGUGUGCGGAGGGCUUGGGCCCCAGUAAGAAGGUAGCGAAGAAGAACGCAGCAGAGAAGAUGCUGGAGCUUCUAGGUUUCAAAGUUCCCCAGCCCCACAAACCUGCGCUCAAAACGGACGAAAAGGUUCCACUGAAGAAAAAUGGAGACGGGAGGAAAGUGACCUUCUUUGAGCCAGGCUCUGUGGAGGAGAGCCAGUCGCUGGGUUCCAAGGAGGAGGACUACCGCCUGCCCUUCCUCAGCCACCAGCAGCUCCCAGCAGGCAUCCUGCUCAUGGUGCCCGAGGUGGCCCAGGCUGUAGGGGCCAGCCCUAGUCAGGGGCACCAGAACAAGGACUACGGUCCCCGGGCCAACCCUGCCAAGGCCACCCUGACGGCCAUCAUUGCCAAUGAGCUGCUGUACGCUGGUGCCUCCCUGACCGCCGAGACCAUUCUGAAGAGCCAGAACAGUGUGGGCCAUCUAGUACCCCAUGGACCCCUGACAAGACCCUCUGAACUGCUCAGCUACCUGGCCAACGUACAGGGACUGCAGGUGGAAUACAAAGACUUCCCCAAAAACAACAAGAAUGAAUUUGUAUCGCUGAUCAACUGCUCCUCCCAGCCCCCCCUCAUCAGCCACGGCAUUGGCAAGGACGUGGAGUCCUGUCACGACAUGGCUGCCUUGAAUAUCCUGAAGAUUCUGUCAGAGCUGGACCAGCACCAGCAGCAGACCAAUGACAGGACAGCGAAUGCACCACUCUCUGGGUGUGGUAAACAGGACAUGGAGGGCAGUGACUCUCUCCUCAUCAAACAGGCUAACUCAAGCACCUUGGGACAACAGACUCUGGAUGGCACUGUGUAGACAGACGCACACCAUUGGUUGUUUGAAAGAAGCACUAAAAGAAAACUAACACUGUUCUGAUAGGCUGUUUUAGAUUUCUACAGGAAGCUGAGGGCAACCAUCACUAGUGUUCAUAUUGUAUUAAAUGUUCCAAAAUGUUCAGUUAAACAAGAUUGAUAGAAUAAAAAUUACAUUUAUUUUCUCCUUGAUUUUGUUUAAUUGUGCACAUUCAUUCUUUUUUUGUUGCUUUAUAGAAGAAAAAUGCUGCAUCAUAUCCAAAUAUAUAUAUAUAUGUUGAGAUAAGAUGGAAUAAUGUUAAUAUGAUAACUGUGAAAAUCAGCGUUUGAAAAGAAGCGUUUUGUCUAUUUUUCCCUUUUUUUCUGUUAAUGAGAUCUUUCUCUUAUUUUUAAAUGUUGUUUUAUUCUUCAUUGACCCUGGAAUUAUUGGGGGGUUGUUAGCAGACCUGGGUUAAAAAACGAAUUAAAUCUUUCAAAUACUUGGAGAGUUUGCUUUAUGAGUGCCAGAUGGGCGGAGUUUGCCGUUUUGCCUCUAUUCCAUUGCUCCAGGCAAGCUCAAUCAAGCCCAGCUAAAGUAUUUAAAAUGAUUUAAAAUAGCUUUUUAACCCAGGUCUGGUUGUUACAAUAGCGUUUACUUGUGAAGUAUGGGACCCCAUAGAAGGAUAGGAUGCAACUAGCGAGCCACUGUUGGUUUUCCUAGAGUGCUAUAUAACAACAACCACCGCUGCGAAGGUUUUGUGACUAAGUAUAGCGUGUGUGAUGUCCUGUGGUUUUGUCUGUCCCCACUGUCAGAGGUGUCGGGGCAGUAUAAGUCUGUUGCGUACGGUCCUAGCACGAUAUCCCCCCUCUCUCCCCUUGUUGUCCCUCCCUCAGUGUCAAACCACCUCUCUGCUCCCCAUGAAAUGUAAGUAAAACUUGUAUGCUAUCACGCACAAAACA
Messenger RNA from Salmo salar (Atlantic salmon), 3322 nucleotides. It is a transcript of the gene stau1, whose product is annotated as staufen, RNA binding protein, homolog 1 (Drosophila). Gene Ontology annotation, cellular component: neuron projection; cytoplasmic stress granule; neuronal cell body. Lineage: Eukaryota; Metazoa; Chordata; Actinopteri; Salmoniformes; Salmonidae. Gene Ontology annotation, biological process: germ cell development; intracellular mRNA localization; anterograde dendritic transport of messenger ribonucleoprotein complex. The record is from RefSeq and is marked provisional. Gene Ontology annotation, molecular function: double-stranded RNA binding; mRNA binding.